This is a messenger RNA of Seminavis robusta, 1491 nucleotides long. The record is from the annotation of a GenBank genome assembly. Lineage: Eukaryota; Bacillariophyta; Bacillariophyceae; Naviculales; Naviculaceae.
AUGAGUUUGAAUAAGCUAAGGACCUGGUCGUUGGGUAUGCAUGGUCGAGAGGAACCAGUGGCCGCCUUGCAAGAGUUGUUUGACCGGACACAUUCCAAAGGGGUGCGAGAGUUGUGUUUGGUCGAGGGAUACUCGGGACUUGGCAAGUCUCGGUUGGUCCGGGAAGCUCUGGAACAUCGUGUGGACAAGGCUGGUGGACUCUUUGUCAGCGGCAAGUUUGAACAGAAACACCAAGAGGACCUUCAGACACCCUAUGCUGCAAUCACCAUGGCUUGUCAGCAACUCUGUACCCUGAUUCAUCAGUGGCUGAUUGUGGGCGAACAUCAACGACAACGUCAAGCCAAGAAAGCCAUGAAAUCUCGUCUACGGGAAAAAUUGGCCAAUGACGUUCAUGUCCUCAAAACCAUUAUUCCCAACAUUGAACUCAUUGUCAAUAGCAUCGGUGAUGACGAUGACGACGACAUUAGUAGUAGUGAUCGGGAUCUUGGAUCGCACUACAGCAGCAGCAGGUCUCUGGGGAAAGACUUCGAUUGGGAGACACUUGGCAAAGAACCAUUGGAAGAUACCACAGACACGGCCACCAUGGAUGAAUCAGAACACGAACCCAUACAAGAUGGGAAAAUGGCAGAUCAGCUCAAACGGUUACAGUUUGCCUUUGGCUCAUUCAUCAGUGUAGUGGCCGAAAGGGGUCCUAUCGUCAUGGUAAUUGAUGACAUGCAAUGGGCAGAUCAAGCAAGCAUCAGCUUACUCCAGGCAUUUCUGACUCAAUCUGCCAUUGGCAAAGAGAACAUUCCACUGUUGGUUGUGGGUGUCUAUCGCAGCAAUGAAGUGAGCUCCAACCCACAACAUCCUCUAUCCAAACUAUUGGGUGCAUUGGGAAACAAAGCUGACAAUGAAAGCCCAAAAGAGCUUCCCAAAACCGCUGUGGCGGACCAAACCAAUCCGCACCAGGGGAUCCCAAUGACCCGCAUUGCUCUCGACAAUCUUUCCGUGAAACACGUGAAUCAGAUGGUUUGUGACUUGUUUGUCCUUGAUGAACCACAAACUGUGGCUCCACUGGUAGAAGUGGUGCACCGAAACACACAGGGUAAUCCGUUUUGGGUGGUCCAGCUCAUGACCGGGCUUCAGUCCCAAGGAUUGUUAGACUACAACUUUGGGCUCAUGAAAUGGAUCUGGAACCUCCCGGAAAUUGAAGCCAAGAUCAAAAUCACAGACAACAUUGUCGGACUGACCAAGGACAAACUUGAAAGUCUAGAAGAUGGCACCUUGCAAAUCCUACAGAUUGCGGCAUGUCUUGGUUCUACGUUUGACGAAAAUACACUUCAGAUGGUCUUGUCCAAGGUUGACCGGUCAAAGCUCCUUGGCGGAGGAGACGACGAAAGCUGCGAAGGCAAUGAAUUGGAUUGGGGUGAACUAGACACAUGCGUCGACGAAGGCUUUCUUGAGGAAUUUGGUUCCACAUCGUACAGGUGGAAACAUCUCUCUCUAUGA